AUGAGGUGGUGGAGGUGGAGGAAGAGGUGGCCGGAGGAUGUGACCCGGGCCGCCGGCAGCGGGGUGCCCGCCGCGGCGGUGGGCAUACCUAAACACAGCACUGUGGUGGAGAGGCUGAGGCAGCGGAUAGAGGGCUGCCGGAGACACCACGUAAACUGCGAGAACAGGUACCAGCAAGCCCAUGCCGAGCAGCUGGAGAUAGAGCGGAGGGAGACGGUCAGCUUGUACCAGCGAAGUCUGGAGCAGAGGGCCAAGAAGUCCGGCGGCAGCGGCAGCAGCAAACACCCGCAGAGCAAGCAGCCGGACCCGGACUCUGCCUCAUCCACGGAGCAGAGGAACAACACGCUCAUAGCGCUCCAGGAGACUGUAAAAAGGAAACUGGAUAGUGCACGAUCACCCCUCAAUGGAGACCAGAAUGGCAUCUGUGACGGAGGCAGCUACUCACCAACUACCAAACGGGUACGGAAGGAGGGCUCCGGUAGUUUGGACACACUGACUGCUCUGCCCAACAACAACAAUAACAACAACGUACCACCCAUUUCUCCACUGCAUCACCAAAUAGACAUUAAGCCUUUGCUCGGUGGGCCCAACACUUCCACUGGAAACAACACUACCAACAGCAACGGCAACCACAUAGGUCAGGCAUCAGAUGAGCUGGGGAAGAAUGGCAGCCAUCUCCCUGACAUGAAGCUUAAUGGCUCACUGGACUUGGAGGACAGCUUUGGCCUCCUCAAAGACCUGAAACAGGAGCCAUUGGAUGAUGGAGCUGGGAUGGAGUCCUCCGAUCCCCAGUCUCUGUCCAAUCAGAACAAACUGUUCUCUGACAUCAACCUCAAUGAUCAGGAGUGGCAGGAGCUGAUCGAUGAGCUGGCUAACACUGUGCCAGAGGACGAUAUGCACGACCUCUUCAAUGAGGACUUUGAGGACAAGAAAGAAGCAGAUUUUGGCAGGCCAGCUAACAAUCAGACACCGGGCCCACAGGAAACAGCUGGGAAUACGACGACACCUGGAGGGGGCGCACCGACAGCAGCAGCACUGCCCCCUCCUCCUCAGCCUCCACAGGGAGGCCCACGGGUUCCCAUGGGCUCACCACAGGUGCGACCAUCAUCGUCUGGCCCUCAGUUUGCCACCACUGCCAAUGGAACGCCUCCUCAGCAACCUUUGCAGCAAUCUCCAGCCGUUGCCAUGGCAUCAGGUUCACCACUGCACAACUGCGUGGCUCGCUCUCCACAGACCCCAACCCAGGCUCAGACACAAACAGUCUCUAGGCCUGGGAAUGGAUACAUGAUGAACCCAGGCCCAGGUGUCAGUCAGGCAGGGACAGGAUCCGGAGCACCUGGCAUUGCCCCUGGAGGUCAGCCUGUAGGGCCACUGACGCCUGAGCUUUCUCCAGCAGAGCAGCUAAAAGCAAUGGCUCAGCAACGUGCUAAACUGCUGCAGCAGAAGCAACAACAGCAACAAGCAGCUAAUUGGUCCCCUGCUGGCGCUCCAACCAGUCCGUAUAACUCCGGUCCCUUUAACCAGGAAAAACCUAACAGUCCCAUGAUGUACCCACCACAAGCCUUUAACACACCACAGGGCCCUCUAGUGGCUGGGAUGGCCCCCAACAAUGGGCCCAAAGCCCCCAUGAACAACUACCUCCCUCACAACCACAUGGUUAUGAUGGGCCAGCAGCCGCCAAACAGCAUCAACCAGAAUCCCCUGCCCAAACAGCAGCAGCAACAGCAGCAGCAAACGGCAGCCAUGUUGUCCUAUAACAACACCAAACCACUGAGUCACUUCAGUGGCAGCGGGGUGGAUCACAUAGGCCAGAGGGUAACCCCACCUAUGGGACUGAAUAAUCAGGUUAAGAACCCCAUGAUUCCUCCCUACAUGGGUGGUGGAGGAGGCGGGGGCCAGGGGGUGGGGCCAGGGCAAACCCAGGGCCCGAUCCCAGGACAGACAGCCCACCUGAGUGAGGAGCAGAAGAGGAUGCUGCUGAUGAAGCAGAAAGUGUUGAACCAGAACAUGCCCUACAGCACCAUGCAGCCUCAUGGACAGGAUCAAGGUGUGGUGGGAAUGUCACGACCACCGGGCGCCAUUCCUCCUCCUCACCCCACUGGGGGCGUGGCCACAGGGGUGGGCCCCAAUCAGGGGUCCGGUCCACCUCCGGGCUACGUGGGGAACCAGCAGCAGGCAGCCAUGAUGAAACAGAUGAUGGCACUGGAGCAGGAGAAGAGGGUGCAGAUACACAUGAUGGAGCAGCAGAAACAGCAGCUCUUCAGAGAGCAGAGACAGCAGCAGCAGCAACUACUGGCUGAGCAGCUCCAACAGCAGCAGCAUCUCCCCAGACAGAUGAGCCAGGGCCAGAGGAACCCAUACCCCCAAGUCAAUCAGUACCAAAGUCCUCCUCAGGAUUUGGCAUCCAGGAGCCAGGCCCUCCAUAACAUUCGGGCCACCCAUCUUUUACAACAGCAGCAGCAGAACCAGCAGCAGAUGGUCCAGAUGAAUUCUGUACAGGGCCAGGGGGGCGCUGUUUGUCCCCAAACUGACAUAGGACUACCCUAUGGCAACCAGGGGUCAAACCAGGGUUCCCUUUACGGACUCAACUCCUCCAUGAGCCAAAUGAUGCACCAGCAGCAGCACCAGAGCCAAAGCGUCCAAACCUCCAUGGGUCUUCCACCACAGCACAACCCCACACAGCAGGCAGGUGCGGGUCCUGGAAUUGCAGGUAUGCCUGGAGGCCCCGGAGGUGGUGGGGCUGGAGGAUACGGGGGACCAGGGAUGUUAAUGAACUCCAUGAGCCAGCAACCCCUCAAAGGCCCUCCCAAUGCCAAAGCCCAGGCACAGAGACUGCAAAGCAUGCUGGGAGCAGGAGGAGGUGCCGGGGGAAUGGCAGCAGGAAGUUGGACACAGCAGCAAGGACAGAGUUUGCAGGCUAUGGGGGGAGGAGUUGGAAGGACUACAGGAGGAGGAGGAGGAGAUAUGGUGGGGUUCACCUCGGCCCAGGGUUAUGGGAUGCAGCCGGGUCAACCCUCGCGCAUGACCAAGCAACACUUUCAGGGCCCAGGUCAGAGCAUGAGCCAGGGGAUGAACCAGGGGAUGGACCCCAGGGUGGGCAACCCAGCAGCAGGUAUUGGCAGCCCUAUGAUGGGGCCUCACAUGGGUGGUCAGCCCAGGACCAACCAGCCCCGGCCCAUGGUCAUGAACCAAGGGAUGAACCAGGGGGUGAUGGGCCAGGGGAUGACUGGGAUGGGGGGUUUUGGGCCAGGCCCUGGGGGGCCAGGAAUUGGGGCAGCGGGAGGAGGAGGAGGUGGACACUACGGACCAGGGGGAGUCGGGGUUGGAGGUCAGCCACAGGGCUACCAGAGGACAGCCAAUCAAGACAUGUCAUCUUAUGGUUAUGGGGGCGGGCCCUCAGGUGGAGGAACCUUCGGACUGGGCGAUGGCUCAGGGGUAGAGCUGGACUCAAGCGAUGGUUGGAUGGAGGAGUUUUUCCCAAGCCAAUAG
This is a messenger RNA of Monopterus albus (swamp eel), 3489 nucleotides long. RefSeq names its product mastermind-like transcriptional coactivator 3 (gene maml3). Gene Ontology annotation, biological process: Notch signaling pathway; positive regulation of transcription of Notch receptor target. Gene Ontology annotation, molecular function: transcription coactivator activity. NCBI's taxonomy places the organism in Eukaryota, Metazoa, Chordata, Actinopteri, Synbranchiformes, Synbranchidae. Gene Ontology annotation, cellular component: nucleoplasm; nuclear speck. The transcript has 7 exons. The record is from RefSeq and is a predicted model, not a curated record. Bases 1 to 3489 code for a protein of 1162 amino acids.